UCAAACACUUAAAGAUGGAAGCAAUUACUAGUACAAUAACUAGUGCUUCAUCCCAUUCCCUGCAGCUCGAAACGGAGCUCCGGCUGGGGCUCCCCGGAGAAGACAAGAAGAGAGUAUUUUCCGAGGUAGCAGUCGUCGGAUGGCCGCCGGUCUGCUCCUACCGGAGGAAGAAGACCAUGAGGAUCGAGGAGGACGACGACAGCAAUAUUAAUAAUGUUGAAUCAUCAUCGACAAGUACAAAUAGAUUAUACGUGAAAGUAAGCAUGGAUGGAGCGCCAUAUCUGCGGAAGAUCGACCUCCGCUCCCACAACCAAUAUUCCCAUCUCCUCGCCGCCCUCCGCCGGCUCUUCCGCUGCUUUCAAAUCGGUCGGGACAGAGAAGAAUGCAAUGAAUAUAUCGCAAUAUAUGAAGACAAAGAUGGCGACUGGAUGCUCGUCGGAGAUGUGCCAUGGGAGAUGUUUGUGGAGUCAUGCAAAAGGUUAAGGAUUAUGAAGAGAUCCUCGUCGUCAUCCUCGUCUUCUUCGUCAUCUUCAAAUGCAUAGUCUACCGACUGAAGAUCCUGUGUAAUUAUAAUACAGAUAGAUGGGCAGAUUUGUCAUUUUACCUUACUUGUUCUUGGAUAAUGAAUGAUAUAUACACACUACUUGUCUUCAUAGAAAAACUUAGAUGAGAUAA
Molecule: messenger RNA, 675 nt
Organism: Andrographis paniculata
Lineage: Eukaryota; Viridiplantae; Streptophyta; Magnoliopsida; Lamiales; Acanthaceae
Product: auxin-induced protein 22C-like
Exons: 3
Coding region: 15-542 (175 amino acids)
Biological process (GO): regulation of DNA-templated transcription
Cellular component (GO): nucleus
Molecular function (GO): protein binding
Source: RefSeq, a predicted model, not a curated record